CGUAGGAAAUGGGGAGUGUUUUGUUACUUACAAGGGCUCCUUCAAAUGUAACAGUAGGUAACAGAACCGGCGUGGUGGCCCACUAGAGCUUCACUUUAGGGCUUGACAGAUUUAGAAGUCUGGAGAAUGGAGUAGUAGCAGGACGUGGAAUCUGGAGAGUGGAAGUGGUAUAAGGACCCUUAGAAGAUCUUCCAAGAUCCCAGAUACUCACUUUUACCUGACUUCUGCAUGUUGUCAUCUCGUUUACGCCUGGUCCCGGCGACAGUCCGCCUAAUCCAUUGCCUGAUCUGCAGUUCUUCCCGUUCCUUCAUGGAUCUAAAGGCUCUCCUUUCCUCGUUGAAUGACUUUGCAUCCCUCUCAUUUGCUGAGAGUUGGGACAAUGUUGGAUUACUGGUGGAACCAAGCCCACCACACACUGUAAAUACGCUCUUCCUAACCAAUGAUUUGACAGAAGAAGUGAUGGAGGAGGCGCUGCAGAAGAAGGCAGAUCUCAUUCUCUCCUACCAUCCGCCCAUUUUCCGACCUAUGAAGCGCAUCACCUGGAAAACCUGGAAAGAGCGCCUGGUGAUCCGGGCGCUGGAGAACAGAGUCGGGAUCUACUCUCCUCACACGGCCUAUGAUGCCGCUCCCCAGGGAGUCAACAACUGGCUGGCUAAAGGGCUUGGAGUUUGCACUUCCAGGCCCAUCCAUGCUUCCAGAGCUCCUGACUGCCCCACGGAGGGAACACACAGAGUAGAAUUCAGUGUUGCCCACACCCAAGACCUGGACAAAGUCUUUUCUGCCGUGAAAGGAAUUGCAGGUGUAUCUGUCACUUCUUUUUCUGCUAGGACUGAUGAUGAAGAACAAACACGGCUCAGUCUGAACUGUACUCAGCAAGCUUUGAUGCAGGUGGUGGCUUUUCUUUCCCAGCACAGACAAUAUUAUCAGAAGACUGAAAUUCUGUCACUGGAGAAGCCUCUGCUUCUACAUACUGGGAUGGGACGGUUAUGCACACUGGAUGAGUCUGUCUCCUUGGCAACCAUGAUUGAGCAAAUCAAAAGGCACCUAAAACUGUCUCAUGUUCGCCUUGCUCUUGGAGUAGGGAAGACCUUAGAGUCCCCAGUCAAAGUUGUGGCCGUGUGCGCUGGUUCUGGGAGCAGCGUCCUUCAGGGAACAGAAGCCGACCUCUACCUCACAGGUGAGAUGUCCCAUCAUGAUGUUCUGGAUGCUGCUUCCCAAGGAAUAAAUGUGAUCCUCUGUGAACAUAGCAACACUGAACGAGGCUUUCUUUCUGAUCUUCGAGACAUGCUGGGUGCUUACUUGGAGAAUAAGAUUAAUAUUAUCGUGUCAGAAAUAGACAGGGACCCUCUUCAUGUGGUAUAAUGCCUGCAGGAACAACCAGAUGACACAAUCUACAAAUCGAAUGGCUCCCAACUCAAAUGCAUAACAUGAAUCAGUGGGGUAUCCUUCUGAAAGAAUGUCUUAGAAGGUACAUUAUCAUUUCUGGUUUCUUGAUCUGCUUCAACAGAUGUUCUGUAGCUCAGAAGGUAAAAACAAUAAUAUAAUUACCAUUAAAGAUCAAUUAUUAUAAAGAACAAAUUAAAGAAUAUAUUGUAUAAUAUGUAUUCAUUAUAACCUCUAGGAAAGAUGGAGUAAACCUGUUUACUUAACAUUCUUGGGAAAUAUCAAUAGCUCAAGUAAUCAUCUCCUUAGCUUAAUUAUAGAUGGGAUGUGUCAUUCUAUAUCUCUCUGUCCUUAGUUAUUUUAAAAAUACACUUUUCCAAAAAAUAUAUAUAUAUACAUAUAA
Kogia breviceps (pygmy sperm whale) is the source of this 1786-nucleotide messenger RNA. It is a transcript of the gene NIF3L1, whose product is annotated as NGG1 interacting factor 3 like 1. NCBI's taxonomy places the organism in Eukaryota, Metazoa, Chordata, Mammalia, Artiodactyla, Physeteridae. The record is from RefSeq and is a predicted model, not a curated record. Gene Ontology annotation, cellular component: cytoplasm; mitochondrion.